ACCAAAUCUUAUAUACACUACAUCUUCACAGUAUAGCCAUAUAUAUAUAUUAAUAUUAUCAAAAUUUUCCACUAAACCUGCUUUGGAAUGAGCACAGAACAUCUGAAUGACGCGGCGGAGUCCGUGAGUGCCCGGAGUUUGGCUUUGGAUCGCGCUAUCGUCAAUUUGGUGCACCAGGCCCGUCGCCUCCAUUUGAACAGCGUGAAUGGCUAUACAUCUCUGGAGGCAUCUCUGGAGAAGGCAGUGCCAGAGUUGCUCACGACUAGGAGUGAUACCGCACACCCCACCACCACAGCGACCAGCUCGGCAAGGUCUUUCCCGAAGCGUAGGCCCAGUAGCCUAGCACCACGACCUGCGCCCAAGGCUUUCAAAAUGCGCAAGACCGAUACGCAUCUGAGGACCCCACGUGUCGUCCAGUGUAAGACGGCCCGUAUCCCGGUGACGCCACCACCACCGCCACCCUCGCCGCGUUGCCCAAAACCUGGGGAACUUAGUUCGGCCAUGGACAUGGCCGAUCUGCUUCGGAUCGAGAUCGCCGAGACGGAUGCACUGUUGGAUCAAAUGCUAUUCGAUGCCAAGGCACUCGAACGCCAGGUGGCGAUCCAGUGUCAGUUGCAGAGCGAUGCGGAAAUGAUCCGCAGCCUGGAGAUGGAGUACAGUGGGCGAUCCAUGAGAUAUCUGAUAGAGGCCAUUCAGUCGGACUGCGAGAGCCAGGAUGUCCAGGAUCUCUGGAGCCGAUGUCAACGCUCUUUGGAACGCCACGCGGAGCGACAGACGGAGCUGGAGUCCAAAGAGGGUCUGUAUCUGGAUCGGAAUCCAGGCAAGGGCACCGGCAAGGGCACCCAAACCGAUAUGGCUGACUCUCAGGACGAGAUGCUACCUAUCUCGUCCAAUUCGAUUUGCCAAUGGUUGCGAAGGGCGAUGGGUUCUUUAAGCCAAGAGGAUCAGGUGCAGGAGAUGGCCAUCUAGCGCAGGCCAGCCUUGAAUAGUAUUUGAAUAAAGAUACACAACUCUAAAAUCACUUGUGUGCUCUGCUGUUUUAACGAUGGCCCAUAGAAAUAUUGAAAAGCUGCGAUUAGACUAGAACUGCGAGGAUUAAUUAACUACUACUUGAAAAAGUAUAUAUAUUUGUUAACUGAUUUAUACAGUGAUACAGCUCAGUGAUUUGACCG
This is a messenger RNA of Drosophila melanogaster (fruit fly), 1172 nucleotides long. RefSeq lists its product as uncharacterized. The record is from RefSeq and is marked reviewed. The coding region runs from base 88 to 969 and encodes 293 amino acids. The transcript has a single exon. NCBI's taxonomy places the organism in Eukaryota, Metazoa, Arthropoda, Insecta, Diptera, Drosophilidae.